AUGAGUGAUACUUCAGAAGACACGAAAAUCCCAUCCUUUGCAGCCUCUACUCUUCCGCUUUACCAUGGUCCCCUCAUCACGAUUCGAAUCGAACCGAUCAACCGAGAAUACACGGUGUCGAAGAACCUCCUCUGCUCGGAAUCUCCAGUGUUCUCAGCUAUGCUCGAAGGUAGACUUCGAGAGUCCCAAGAACAAACAGUAACCCUACAGCAAAUCAAAGGCGUUUUGUCUACCCGGAGUUUCGAAGCCCUUCUUCAAUGGCUAUACCAGCGCACUAUCGAGUGGGGUUACAUCUCAGAAAAAAUGCGCAUCCAAGCCGCCGUAGAGCUCGCCAGACUGGCGGAAAUGUACGAAAUUCCCUGGAUCGAAGACGCGCUGGCGGAAUACAUCAAGGAUAUCUAUGCCAGAAAUGAUCGUCUCGCUGAUACGCGAUACAAGCUGGAUGAUGAGGCGAUCUUUUUGAGUGAGCGCCAUCCAGUACGCCGUGUCAUGGCUCAAGCCUUCGUUCUACGGUACCUCCAAUGGGAAGAUGAUUAUGAAUCCUCAGAUGACUUGAUGACUCAGGAACAUCCUAAAUUCGCAGCUGAUCUUCUCUACGAAGUGAGGGAAACACUGCAUACUCUGAGCAACCUGGACGUUCUUACUGUGGAGGAGCCUAUCACCAAGAAAAGAAGGCUUCUGGCGAAGGUACACGAGUGA
Messenger RNA from Penicillium expansum, 699 nucleotides. RefSeq lists its product as uncharacterized. The record is from RefSeq and is a predicted model, not a curated record. Gene Ontology annotation, molecular function: protein binding. NCBI's taxonomy places the organism in Eukaryota, Fungi, Ascomycota, Eurotiomycetes, Eurotiales, Aspergillaceae. Bases 1 to 699 code for a protein of 232 amino acids. The transcript has 2 exons.